Molecule: messenger RNA, 695 nt
Organism: Portunus trituberculatus (swimming crab)
Lineage: Eukaryota; Metazoa; Arthropoda; Malacostraca; Decapoda; Portunidae
Product: cuticle protein 7-like
Exons: 4
Coding region: 118-510 (130 amino acids)
Cellular component (GO): extracellular matrix
Source: RefSeq, a predicted model, not a curated record
UCCCUUAUUUUUCAUUAAUCUCAAUCUGUCCCAAUUCAGAUCACGCACACCUGUCCAGAGGCGAGGCAAACACACACCUGUCUUCAAGCAAACCAACAAACAAACAAGGAAACAAACAUGAUUGCUCAGGUGUCUCUCAUCACCCUCCUGCUGAUCCAAGGCGCCCUCUGCUUCCCUGCUGAUCACGGCGUUGAGCAGAAGUCUUAUAAGGAUCCUGGCAUGCCGUACAACUUUGCCUACGGAGUGAAGGAUGACUACGCUGGCACAGACUUCGGCCAACAGGAGAACAGUGAUGGUAACACAGUCAAGGGAUCCUACACUGUCCAGCUCCCCGACGGCCGCAAGCAGACGGUGAACUACGCGGCUGACCACUACAAUGGCUUCGUGGCUGAUGUCCAGUACUAUGGCGAAGCUCAGUACCCCCACGAUUACGCCCCCGCUGUCACCUUCCCCCCACAAGGCUACGGACACAGCGCCCCCGUAUACCAACCCCAGCCCACCUAUAGCUAAACUCACCCCCCCACGACCACGCCCACGCCCUAUUGUUAACUGACACGCCUAUUGUUUUAAGAUAUUUUGUCCCCUCUCAGUGAUUCUUCGUACCAAAGUUUUGUGUUUUGUCUGUCUGUCUGUCUGUCUGUCUGUCUGUUUGUCUGUCUGUUUUUUGUUGUGAAAUAAAUGUUUGUUUAUCAGUA